Messenger RNA from Lytechinus variegatus (green sea urchin), 2288 nucleotides. RefSeq names its product E3 ubiquitin-protein ligase TRAIP-like (gene traip). The record is from RefSeq and is a predicted model, not a curated record. Gene Ontology annotation, molecular function: zinc ion binding. The transcript is spliced from 11 exons. Lineage: Eukaryota; Metazoa; Echinodermata; Echinoidea; Temnopleuroida; Toxopneustidae. Bases 126 to 1466 code for a protein of 446 amino acids.
CGGAAACUUAGGCAAAAACUAUAACUAGGCGAAAGAAACGAUAUUAUCCAGAUUCUCGUAACAACAUGUGUCUCAAUAUUUCUGAGCUAUGAUGAUGAGCGGACUUCAUCAACUUUUUUAACAUCAUGAUACCUGCAAUAUGUUCAAUCUGCUCGGACUAUUUUGAGUCUGAUCAGACUGUUGUCUCCUGCCCUUGUGGACAUGUCUUCCAUGAGCACUGCUUGUUGCAGUGGCUGGAGAGCUCUACGACGUGCCCUCAAUGCAGACGUCAUACCACGUCUCGGAAGCUCAUAAGGUUGUUCUUCGAAGUACAGGAACCUGAGGAUGGAGAAGUGGAUGCAACCUCACUCAAGAAUGAAGUUGGUGAACUGCAAGCUGAAAUUUGCAGGAAGAAGAAGGAGAUUGCUGACUUGGUUGAAGAGAGCGCACAUAACAGCGAAAGGGUUGUAACGUUGAAUAAAAACAUCAAGAAAGUCACCAAGAAACUCUCAGAUGAACAGUCUACAAAUGAAGCACUGAAAAAACAACUUGAUGUAAUGAGUUUCAGAAUGGACGAGGCAAAAGAAGCCAAGCGAGAGGCCAAGAGGCUCAGGGAGAAACUCAAAUUUUUGGAGCGAUUUGAGCUUGUAAUGUCCAUGAAUGCUGACAUGGUGGACAAUAUGCUGCGGGAGUUUGGAGAAGGACCCAAAUCAGCAAGAGAGCUAGCUACAUACUGUGCGUCUUUGAAAAGAGAAUUUGAGAACAUUAAGGACUCAAGAAAGCAGCUGAAGGAGGAGAACAGUAGUUUAAGGAAAGACCUGAACCAAAAAACAAGAGUGCUUGACAUCAAGUCUAAAGAUUUGGAAGCCGUUCAGCAUUCUCUCGUGUCAUUACAAGAUGACGUCCAGAGCUUAGAGAAGGAGAAGAAAGAACUCAAAGAGCGCAAUGAGAUCUUACAAGCAGCCCUCAACUCACCCUUGGAUGGUGCCAAGUCAGCAUCCCUCAAACAAGUCUUUACGCCCAGUAACAUGACCAAGAAGCCGAGACUGAGCGGCCCUGAUGAGAAUGAGGAUGACAGCAUUGUCCUUGUAGAACCGGGGAACCCUGAUACACCAGACAUCAUUGCACCUAGUCCAAGCUUAGAAGCACGGAACACCUGCAGGGAGUUGGGCAUCCGUUUUGUGAAAACUACCUCACUGGCUUCCAAGAUGAAGAGGCCUGAAAAUAGUGUGUCAGAAUCAUCUAUAUGGAAGAACACAUUAGCUUCAUCUAGUCUCUUCAACAAGAGAAGAGCCCUCUCAGGUCGCAACGAGAGCAGUCUCAGGAAAGGUUAUGAUGGCAUGGGCGGCCAUGAUAGAUUUAUUGACACUGAACCCAUUAUCAUCAGACCAAACAUGAAGAAAGCACCUCGAGGAGUAAAGAGGAAACCUUCAGGGAAACCGUGUUCACAACCGCUACCGACGUUGGACAGGUUCUUACCCUCUUGAACAACUCUCAAGGUUUUGCUCCAUUGAGAGGGGUUCCUCAAGAAAACUCAAGGAUGUGUGCAGAGUGUGUCAAAGAAACAGUGUCCACACCUAUUCACAAGUUCUUUUGAAGAGGAUCUCUUUGAUAGGACAUUGAAAGGUGAUCAUCAAGAAUGCUGAAGGAUGUGUCCAGAAGAUGUUUAAGGAACUGUGUCCUUCUCAUUUCCCAACUUCCUUUGAUGAAUUUUACCCUUGUUCAUACAUGUAGACAGACACAUUAUCAGCUUGUGAUAUGGAGGAUCCACGAAGGAAUCAUCCUUUCAAAGAGACUUCCAAGAACCUUUAAAUAGCUUUGAAGUAAACGUCUGAGGAUGUGUGAAGGAGACUUCCAAGAUAGAUACUUUGAAAGAAACAUUCUACAUUGUUCUUUGGGAAAUAUUGGAAGAAACUUCACAGGAACUUUAACAGGGACUUCCAACAACCUUCAACAAACUUUUGAGGAAACAUGUGAGGAAGUUGGAAGGAAACAUGCAAAGAACUGUGGAGGAAACUUCUGAGAUCGUUCAAAGAAACUUGUUGAAAGAUUUAAUGGAACUUCAUCAGAAAUUACUAGGAUACUUCAAUGAACCCUGUAAGUAUUCAAGGGACAUCUCAGGAAUUUGUAAGGAAACUUUUAAAGAGAUUUCUAAGAAACCUUGGAGGGUACAUAGAGAACUUGGGAGGAAAUGUCCAAGGAACUUUACAUAGAUAGAAACUGUCAUAGAAUUGCAUCGGUUACAUUUUCCAAACUCGGGCAUUUUUCUUUUUCCACCAGUGGUCGUAUCACUACUUAUGAAAGAAAAA